AGAUCAACUUCACUCAAAUCACCAAUACUUCCAUAGAGUUAAUUCAAGCCCAAUCUUAGACCUUUUUUUCUUUAUUGUGCCCUUUUGAGUUUCGUCGUCAACUGCUAUGGCAAAGCACGGUGGACUUGCUUGCUUUGCUCUAGUCAUCUUGUGCAUGGCGGUCUUGGUUGUGCCCCAUGCAGAGGCCAUAACAUGCGGCCAAGUAUCGGGCGCGGUGGCGCCGUGCAUUGGCUACGUAAAGAAUGGUGGAGUAGUGCCACCUAGUUGUUGCGGUGGGAUUAGGUCCCUCGUCGGGGCAGCCAAGACACCUGCUGAUCGGAGAACUGCUUGCAAUUGCUUGAAGGCAGCUGCCGGCAGAAUUCCGGGCCUCAACCCUGGCCUGGCUGCUGGACUCCCGGGCAAAUGUGGCGUCAGGGUUCCUUUUCCAAUCAGCACCAGCGUCAACUGCAACACGGUGGGUUGAGGCGAGCUAGCUAUCUCCUUCUACUUUUGACUGUACAAGAGCUAGAAGAUGUACUAGUCGGAAUAUCUCUAAAUAAGAUGGAUAUUAGGCCAAGCCCUUAGGCUUACCCAAUGCCCAUGCCCCAUUGAGAGUUGUCUCUCUUUAUUAGUAGUAUCUUGUGUUUAUGGUGUCAUGUGUGGACAGUGGACACCACCAGACAGAUGCAUGUUACCAUAUUUACCCGUUUGAUGGUAUGUGUCCUCUCUUGUUAUUAAUGUAUUGUACCGAGUGGUUGGCAUAGUUGAUUGAUCCUCGAACCUCGUUUGCUUUCA
Molecule: messenger RNA, 774 nt
Organism: Coffea eugenioides
Lineage: Eukaryota; Viridiplantae; Streptophyta; Magnoliopsida; Gentianales; Rubiaceae
Product: non-specific lipid-transfer protein 1-like
Exons: 2
Coding region: 107-463 (118 amino acids)
Biological process (GO): lipid transport
Cellular component (GO): membrane
Molecular function (GO): lipid binding
Source: RefSeq, a predicted model, not a curated record